This is a messenger RNA of Penaeus vannamei (Pacific white shrimp), 704 nucleotides long. Its product is annotated as exosome complex component RRP43. NCBI's taxonomy places the organism in Eukaryota, Metazoa, Arthropoda, Malacostraca, Decapoda, Penaeidae. Gene Ontology annotation, biological process: nuclear polyadenylation-dependent rRNA catabolic process; U4 snRNA 3'-end processing; U5 snRNA 3'-end processing. Gene Ontology annotation, molecular function: mRNA 3'-UTR AU-rich region binding. The record is from RefSeq and is a predicted model, not a curated record. Gene Ontology annotation, cellular component: cytoplasmic exosome (RNase complex); nuclear exosome (RNase complex).
GCUAAACAGAGCAUCUUGAAUGAAGCAGGUCUGGCCCUGACUCGAAUGCACUCCGCCCGCUCUGUCAACAAAACAACAACAUGACGACCAACGAGACGUGGAAAUCCUUUGAGCCAGACAGCUAUUAUAGGAGCUUCCUGGAUAAGAAGAAGCGGCCAGAUGGACGAGGUCUGACAGAUUCUCGCAGUAUCAUGAUCCGAGUGGGAACAGUCACUACUGCUGAGGGCUCCUCCACAGUCCGUAUGGGUCAUACUACAGUCAUGUGUGGCAUCAAGGCUGAAAUAGCAACACCAGCCCUUCGACAGCCAGAUCAGGGAUUAAUUGUCCCUAAUGUUGAGUUAUAUGCUUGUUGCUCACCUAUGUUUAAGGCUGGUCCACCGGGAGAAAAAGCUAUCAGUACAAGUCAGUUUCUAAAGAACGUGAUAAUAAGUUCUGGGAUGUUGGACCUAACAGAAUUGUGCAUUGUGAAUAAUAAGUAUGUGUGGUGCUUGUUCUGUGACAUAGUCUGCCUCAAUUAUGAUGGGAAUCUGACUGAUGCUGCUUUGGUAGCCCUGGUUGCAGCCUUGCAGAACCUCCGCCUGCCAGCCACCAGCUUUGACCCUGAUGACCAGAAACUGCAAGUGCAGUCACUUAGGACUGUCAAAGUCAAUGUCAAGGCAUUUCCUGUUGCUUCGACCUUCACUAUAUACAGUGAGGAUAUUCAG